Molecule: messenger RNA, 955 nt
Organism: Thermothelomyces thermophilus ATCC 42464
Lineage: Eukaryota; Fungi; Ascomycota; Sordariomycetes; Sordariales; Chaetomiaceae
Exons: 5
Coding region: 226-792 (188 amino acids)
Biological process (GO): formation of translation preinitiation complex; translation reinitiation
Molecular function (GO): translation initiation factor activity; mRNA binding
Source: RefSeq, a predicted model, not a curated record
CGAUCUUCACCCAAGUACCAUGACACUGAUCGAAUGCCCCGCCAUCAAGCAGCCAGCAACGGAACCCCGCAAUCAAUUCCACGGAGGGGUAGGCCAGCAUCACAGCGCGACGCGGCCAAUAUUCAACUGGACUCGCGACUAGGGACGACAUCAACACGCGCUGAAUACUACUCUCUUGGAUACCUUGGGGCCAGUGAAGCCAAGCUUGAAGAUCAAUACCCAGGCAUGGCCGAGCCUGCGCCAGUCGGUCGCAAGGUGAUCUACUGCGGAGUAUGCACGCUGCCACCUGAGUACUGCGAAUAUGGCGGUACCGUCAAAAAGUGUCAGGACUGGCUAGAAAAGAACCACCCCGAUCUGUAUGCCAAGAUAUGGUCACCUGAAGCACUCGAGGCAGCAACAGCCUCGCUCUCCGUGGAGGCGCAGGAGCGCGCGGCCAAGGACGCGGCCAAGAAGGCGGCCAAGGCCGAGGCAGCCGAGCAGAAGGAGGCCGACAAGCGGGCCAAAAGCAUCGUGUCCAUCAAGCGGAUCGAGCGCAACAAGCGCAAAUACGUCACGGCCGUCCAUGGGCUGGAGGCCUUUGGGCUGGAUCUGAAGAAGGUGGCCAAGGACUUCGGGAAGAAGUUUGCUACUGGCGCGUCCGUAACCAAGGUGCCGAGCGGUGGGGAGGAAAUUGUGGUGCAGGGCGACGUGAGCGCAGAGAUCGAGGAGUUCCUGCUCGAGAAGUACAAGGAGAUUCCGGAGGACAAUAUCGAAUUAGUCGAGGACAAGAAGAAGAAGGCUGCUGCGGGUUAGGGAUCGAGCGAGGAUGACGAGGUCACGCCACUGAAAAUUUGGCAGACAGCCCGUUUGGAUGCAAAAAGAAUUGGAGCACAAGACACAACAAAAGCAAAUCCCUUUGGUUUCUUUUGGGACGCGCAUCUUCCUUCUACAGAAAUGGCCGGAACGAACUCCAAAU